Messenger RNA from Ictidomys tridecemlineatus (thirteen-lined ground squirrel), 2699 nucleotides. NCBI's taxonomy places the organism in Eukaryota, Metazoa, Chordata, Mammalia, Rodentia, Sciuridae. The record is from RefSeq and is a predicted model, not a curated record.
CGCGCCCCGAGGGCCCUGCCGGUCCAACCCAGACGUUUCUGUCCUUUCAGAGGCGGUGUUGGGCCUCUGUCCACACGACUCUAAAAUGUACAGAGUAUUCAGGGCAAUGCUGUGCUUAAGCCAUUACUUUUAAAAAUCAUGGCCGGCCGAACCUCACGUGAUUACUCACAAAUAUUAAAAUUUACAAAGAGGAGUAUUUCUUUUUCUUGUAGGAAAAAAGGUUCAAAAAAUAAUAUAGCGGUGUGGACUUCUGCACACACUGUGUGAAAACCAAUCGUGUUUUAUAGGAAAAAGGGUUUCUCUAAUCCCAGGGGUUUCUCUCAUUCCUUCUUCAGGUGAAGUGCUCCGGUUUACAACUACUGACACUUCUCAAGCCACUUUAGCCAGUGUAGCCCAGGUGUUUACUGUGACAAAAUUUGACCAAAAGGGAAAUGUAACUUCUUUUGAAAGGAAGAAAACUGAAUUAUACCAAGAGUUAGGUCUUCAAGCCAGAGAUUUGAGAUUUCAGCAUGUGAUGAGCAUCACAACCAGAAACAAUAGGAUUAUCAUGAGAAUGGAGUAUUUAAAAGCUGUGAUAACUCCAGAGUGCCUUCUGAUAUUAGAUUAUCGUAAUUUAAACUUGGAGCAAUGGCUGUUCCGGGAACUCCCAUCACAGCUGGCUGGAGAAGGUCAACUUGUCACAUACCCUUUACCUUUUGAGUUCAGAGCCAUAGAAGCACUCCUGCAAUAUUGGAUCAACACCCUUCAGGGGAAGCUUAGCGUUUUGCAGCCACUGAUCCUUGAAACAUUGGAAGCUUUAGUGGACCCCAGACAUUCUUCUGUAGACAGAAGCAAACUGCAUAUCUUACUGCAGAAUGGCAAAAGUCUGUCAGAGUUAGAAACAGAUAUCAAGAUUUUCAAAGAGUCAGUUUUGGAGAUCUUGGAUGACGAGGAGCUGCUAGAAGAGCUCUGUCUGACGAAGUGGAGUGACCCACAGGUCUUUGAGAAGAGCAGUACCGGGAUUGACCAUGCAGAAGAGAUGGAAUUGCUCUUAGAAAACUACCACCGAUUAGCUGAAGAUCUUUCCAAUGCAGCUCGGGAACUGAGAGUACUGAUUGAUGACUCACAGAGUAUUAUUUUCAUCAAUCUGGACAGCCACCGCAAUGUGAUGAUGAGGUUGAACCUGCAGUUGACCAUGGGAACCUUCUCUGUCUCACUCUUUGGACUAAUGGGAGUUGCUUUUGGAAUGAAUCUGGAAUCUUCCCUUGAGGAGGACCACAGAGUAUUCUGGCUGAUUACAGGAAUCAUGUUUCUGGGAAGUGGACUUAUCUGGAGGCGUUUGCUCUCAUUCCUUGGACGACAACUAGAAGCUCCUUUGCCUCCCAUGAUGGCCUCUUUACCUAAAAAGCCCUUUCUGGCAGAUAGAAGGAUGGAACUGAAGCACAGCCUCAGGCCGGAGGGACUUGGAUCCAACAGGACCGUCCUGACAGAUCGUUAGCAACAACCUGGUGCAUGCUAAAUGUUUUUUAUAUUUCUAAUACUACUAUUACUUUGUUUUUAUAGUCAUGUACUUGAAAAAAUUUGAUAUUUAAACUAUGACAGGCACAUAUAGAAUUCUCAGUAAAGAAGUACUUGUUUUCUAAAAGGGCAAAAUUCUGUUUCCUACAAAUAGUUUUUAUAGAUAAGACAAGACUGUUAUGUGCAUUUAAUUUAUACAUAUUAUGAAGCCUAGGCACUUGAUAAACCCAUACUGAAAUCACAUAGCUGCAGUUCUUGGUACAGGGAUCAAGGACCUGUGAAUUUUGUGACUCAGGGGGCUGUAAAGCCAAUUUAAUACAUGUUAACCCUAAAACUCUGGACGUUUGUGCUUGAAAGUUGAUCAUUGGCAUAACCUUAUAUUGUGGUGUGGGGGAAAUCAAUUUUCUUGAGGGAAGCUGGAGAAAGAACCUGUGGCAGGAAAUAGGCGGGGCUGGUCUUGGGAUGGUGCACCUCACUGACCCCUCAUGGUGUGGAUGCUGGCAUGUGACGUGCGGUACCUCUCAUAAGUCUGAUAAAGGAAGUACUAAGGUUUAUAAAAUUCUUGAAGGUGGUUAGGUCAGGUGUGAGUUCAACAUCGGAUGGCUAUGCUUUGGGGACUGCAAGAUGCUUCUCACAUUACUAGUCCUCAUGAAAAAUAAACACUGAAAAAGAGUGAGGAUCACCGAUUUUACAUUUUGAACUAAAAUAAAUGGAGCAUGUAAAAGUGAUAAAAUACAAAACACUGAGUUAUGUGAGGAGGGAAGCAGCACAAGGUCUGAUACUCAGACUGUCUUUGUGGCCUUUCAAGAUGCUAUUGAGCCUUGUUUGAUACUUAAUAAGCAGUGACUGAAAUAACACUAAACAGUUUCACGUUAGAAAGCUGAUUUGGCGAGUUAGUACAAGAAUGGAAUGCGGUUUCCUUUCUUUGGCACUGUAAGACCAACAUCACACUUUGAAUCAACUUUCAUUACUUUCGUAAUAGCUACAGAGGUGAUCUAAUGGAUAGUGCAUGGAGUAGGGACUCAGACCCGAGUUUUGCUCCCAAGCUCACCUCAGAUUAUUUUACCCUUGGAUCCGUGAUACAAAGGCAUAAAAACAGUUCCAAUCUUGAAACUGAUGAAAGUUGUUACAGAUGAAGAUAGGAAAUGUAAAUAUGUAAAUUCUUCUGAUAUUGUGAAAUAAAAAUAAUUGUAUUAAGCUGG